AUGGAAACGCAGGGGCUGCCGGCCGCGGAGGCGGCCCGGGCCCGGCCCGCCGCGCAACAUGGCGGCCCCGCCGCGCCGCCGCCGCCCGGCUGGGACCCGCCGCCCGCCGCCGCCUCCUCCGCCGGCAGCAGCCCCGCGCCGGGCCUCUACGUGAGCUUCCCGGUGCUGCUGCUGGAGGAGAAGCCGGAGCCCGCCGCCAGCCCGGCGCCCAGCGCGCCGCCGGCGGGGCCCGCGCCCGACAGCGACGGGCUCCUGCUCGUCUUCAACGUGGUGCGAGGCGCGGCCGAGCCCGGCGCGGGCGGCGGCGAAGAGGGGCGAGCCCAGCCGGGCCCGCCGCCCGCCGAGCCGCCGGAGGAGGCCCCCGACUCGGCCCCGCCGCCGCAGCCGCCGCCGCCUCCUCCCCCGCCGCCGGCACCGCUGCCCCCCGCGGGCGGCGACGGCGGCGAUGGCGGCGGGGCGGAGGACGGCGCCUUCUCGGGGACCAUCACCAUCAACAACCAGAGCCUGCUGGUGCGCAUCGAGAACGGCGUCCUGACGCUGGGGCCCGGCGCCGAGCAGCCCGCGGGCGCCGCGCCCCCCGCCGCCGCCAGCCCCGCCGAGCCGCCGGGCGGGCCGCGGCCGCGCUCGCCGCCGGCCUUCGCGUGCCCGGAGCCGCGCUGCGGAGAGGCCUUUCCCCGCAAGCAGCAGCUGCGGCUGCACCGGCUCUCGGCGCACGGCGGCGGCGAGGACGGGCGGGGCGGCGCGGCGCGGCCCUUCGGCUGCCCCGUGCCGGGCUGCGCCUGGUCCUUCGCCACGGCCUACAAGCUGCGGCGGCACCUGCACUCGCACGACAAGCUGCGGCCGUUCGCCUGCGCGGCGCCCGGCUGCACCAAGCGCUUCACCACCGUGUACAACCUACGGGCGCACAGCCGCGCCCACGAGCAGGAGGCGGCGCACAAGUGCGAGGCGUGCGGGCAGCGCUUCCCCAGCGCCGCCCGCCUCGCCGCCCACCGCCGCCGCAGCCACCUGGAGCCCGAGCGGCCCUUCCGCUGCGACUUCCCCGGCUGUGAGCGAACGUUUAUCACAGUGAGUGCAUUAUUCUCCCACAAUCGAGCGCACUUCAGAGAGCAAGAGCAGUUCUCCUGCUCAUUCCCUGGCUGUAACAAGCAGUAUGACAAGGCCUGCCGACUGAAAAUCCACAUGAGGAGUCACACAGGUGAAAGACCUUUUAUCUGUGACUUCGAAGGCUGUGGCUGGUCUUUUACCAGUAUGUCCAAACUUCUGAGGCAUAAAAGGAAACACGAAGAUGACAGGAGAUUCAUGUGCCCAGUAGAAGGCUGUGGGAAGUCCUUCACAAGAGCAGAACACUUGAAAGGCCACAGUAUAACUCACCUUGGUACAAAACCAUUUGAGUGUCCAGUAGAAGGCUGUUGUGCAAAAUUUUCAGCACGAAGUAGUUUGUAUAUUCACUCCAAGAAACAUCUUCAGGAUGUGGACUCGUUGAAGUCGCGGUGCCCCGUUUCCAGCUGUAAUAAACUGUUCACUUCCAAACACAGCAUGAAAACGCACAUGGUCAAGCAGCAUAACUUCAGCCCAGAUCUCCUAACUCAGCUGGAAGCAACCUGCUCCCUCACCCCCAGCAAUGAGCUCACUAGUCCAGGGCAGAGUGAUCUCAGCAACAUGGACCUCGUCUCCCUGUUUUCCAACGUGUCCAGUAACAACUCUGGAAUUGCAGCGGACAUGGCGCUGGUGAACUCUGGCAUCGUCACCAUCGACGUGGCCUCGGUGGGCUCCACGCUGGGGGGCAGCCUGCCUGUCAGUAACAGCUCCCUAAGCCAGGCCGUGGAUCCCUUGAUCCUGGUGGCCAGCAGUGACAUGCCCCAGAGCCUGGACAGUUCUCUCCUGCUGGGAACCAAUGCAACGGUUCUACAGCAAAGCACUUUAAAUUUGGAUGAUGUACAGACUGUCAAUGCCGAAGCCUUGGGUUCGCUGGCGUCUCUGUCAGUGAGGAAUUCCAGUCAGGAUGUGCACGGGCUGACAUGCAGCAAUAAUUUAACAAUGGACACAGCCACUUUGACUCCUUCCAGCAGCCUGGGCAGCACCAACGUGCCUGAGUUACUGACGCCAGUUAAAGCUGAACGGAAUUUGCUCCCCAGCUCGGAUGUGGUUGGUCAGCAGGAGGGCAGCAAAGUCGUGACACAGUUUGUGUUCUCCAACCCCCCAGGGAGUUACAGUGCACAGAAGGAAAUGGAUCUUGGCACAGUGACUGGCAGCUCGUUUUUGGAGAGCAGUGGGUCUGCGAGAACAGACUACAGAGCCAUUCAGCUGGCCAAGAAAAAGAAACAAAAAGGGAAUGGCAGCAGCACAGGGGCAUCUGGUUCUGGUCAGAGGAAAAACAAGGGUGGUAAAGUAAGCCCAACCAACUUUUCUUCCUCUACUCCUGGCAGUCGUAACAUAGUUCUGCCAAAUGGAGGGCUGACAAUAAGGGACCCUGCCACAGGAGCCCAGUAUGUGCAAAUUCAGCUUCUCCAGGAUGAGUCCCCAGGAGAGGGAGAUCUUCCCUUUCAGCUGAGCUCUCAGUCUUCCUCCUCACAUUCUCAGCUUACAGUGGAUUUACCUGUUUACAUACUUCAGGAACCACACAAUUCCACCGAAGAUGAUGCAGGUUCUGAUAACUCCCAGUUCACUGGAAGCACAAUAAAUUUACAGGAUCUGGAAUGAGGAUUAUUAAGAGCAGUUACUUGAAAACAAAUUGGGCAAUCAUGACAGAGUGAGAUUACUGUGUGGGUCUUUUUCCAAGGAAAAUAGGGAAAGUAGGAGAACUGAAGUAUGGUUGCACUCUUUGUGAUUUGCUUAAGACAGUUGCAGCUGAAAGAUUUUUCUUUAAAAAUGUAAAUCCCACUUGAUGUGCCUGUGUAAGAUACCCUGUCUGCCUGGUGGUUGGGAGGCUGAGGCAGACUGCUGUACAGUGUUGUUUCAGGGAGAAGUACUUUAUUACACUUCAAACUGAGGUAAUAUUUACUGUUUUCACAGGAAAGCAAGUAUUCUACAGCUAACAAAUGCAAAUUUAUAAUCCUGCCUGCGACAGUUAAAACUUUC
Molecule: messenger RNA, 3078 nt
Organism: Melospiza georgiana
Lineage: Eukaryota; Metazoa; Chordata; Aves; Passeriformes; Passerellidae
Gene: ZXDC
Product: ZXD family zinc finger C
Exons: 10
Coding region: 1-2700 (899 amino acids)
Biological process (GO): regulation of transcription by RNA polymerase II
Cellular component (GO): nucleus
Molecular function (GO): transcription coregulator activity
Source: RefSeq, a predicted model, not a curated record